This is a messenger RNA of Drosophila montana, 486 nucleotides long. RefSeq names its product nucleoplasmin-like protein ANO39. The transcript is spliced from 3 exons. The coding region runs from base 1 to 486 and encodes 161 amino acids. The record is from RefSeq and is a predicted model, not a curated record. Lineage: Eukaryota; Metazoa; Arthropoda; Insecta; Diptera; Drosophilidae.
AUGCAGCAGCAGAAGCAGGAGGAGCAGGAAGAGCUGGAGGAGGAGGUGGAGGUGGACAACCGACCAGUCGCUGCCAUAUGCUCUGACGGCAACACAAAACACUUUUGGCACUUGCCAGACAAUGUUGUCCAUGCUGAUGAUAAUAAUGAUUAUGCUGCUGCUGCUGCUGCUGAUGAUGAUGAUGAUGAUGAUGAUGAUGAUGAUGAGGAGGAUGAUGAGGAGGAUGAUGAGGAGGAUGAUGAGGAGGAUGAUGAGGAGGAUGAUGAGGAGGAGGAGGCUGGAGCUGGAGCUGGAGCUGGAGCCGGGCAACGGGUCGUCUGUGACUGGGACUGCGAAAAGGCAUUCGAGUGUCACUUGUGCAACAUCAAGAACAUCAACAACAGCAACAACAGGAACAACAAUCGCUACGACAAGGACAACAACAAACAGCUGCUGCUGCUGCUGCUUACAGGCCAGGCCCUGGGCCAGGACUUUGUGUAUAGCUAG